Molecule: messenger RNA, 625 nt
Organism: Prorocentrum cordatum
Lineage: Eukaryota; Dinophyceae; Prorocentrales; Prorocentraceae
Source: the annotation of a GenBank genome assembly
GUCGCGCAGCCCGCCCUGCCAGAGCGCGCAGCGCGCGCGACGCGCGCAUGCGCGCGCGGGGCCGGCAAUGAUAUUCAAUGCAGACUACGCCGACACAUACUACUAUCACGCCUUCCCGCGAGCGAGGCAGCGCCGCUCGACGCAGGCCACGUCCAUCCGUACCCCUGCUGCACGCUGAGGCCAAGGCGGCGCUGCUGUGCCACCUCCUCGGCGUGCUCACCGCGCCGCCGGGCGCGGCCGCCUCGCGCCUGCGCGCGCCGGGGCCGCUCCGGAGCGGCGCCUGGCGGCCGACGGGGGUGGAGCCGCAGGCCCCGGCGGCCUCGCCGCGGGCGGCCGUGGCGCUGCGCUUCGAGCGCUGCGACUUCGCCGCGCUGGCCACUGACCCGCCCCUGCUGGGCGGCCUCGAGCGCGCCGUGCGCGGCGCCGUGGUCGCCGAGCUUCCCGGAGUAGCGCCCGGCAACGUGCGCGUGCAGUUCCUGCCGCUGGCCGCGGGGGCGCCCCUGGCGGGCGGCGUGGUCGCCCGCGUGGAGGUCCUGCCCGCGCUGCCCGAGGAUGCCCUGGCGCCGCCGGGGGCCCCCGCGCCGCCGGCGGCCGCGGCCUCGGCGGCGGCGGUCCAGCUCCAGGC